CUAGCGGCUACAAUUAGACGCGAAACAUAUUUGAAUUUAAAAUGGCCGCUAAUAAAUUGAGUGCCGUCCGCAUAGCAGUAAAAGAGGCACCUAUCACAAUCUGUGGAAGCGGUCGCGUUAGGUCAGAUGAAAGCGUUGUACAUUAUCCACCACAGUGCGCCAAUUCAGUUGCUGUGGGUGACAAUGUUUUUUGCUUUGAUUUCGCCUUUGGACCCACAGUGUCUCAAAGAGACCUAUACAAUACACUUAUCCAGCCGAUGGUGGACAAAGUUAUGGACGGCAUUGAUUGCACAGUCUUGGCUUAUGGCCAAACGGGAACCGGCAAGAGCUACACUAUGGGCUUGGCCUACAGUGAUUUCUGUGACGAACAACAUUUGGGAAUUGCUCCACGCUGCCUCAAAGCCAUAUUGGAUAGUCUGUCGCAGGAACAGGAGAACCGCAUAGUUUCUGCUCAAGUAUUCGCUUCCUUCAUCGAAGUCUACAACGAAAAGGCCUACGAACUGCUUGGCAGACAAUCAACUCAGAUAUGCUCGCGCGGCCAGAGAUUCAAUGGUGGCAUUCAGAUGCCUAUUCGGAAUCAGGAUGAUCUGCUGAAUGUGCUAAAGGUGGGCACACAGAAUCGUCAUGUCCGGCCUACCAAUAUGAAUCAGAAUAGCUCACGUUCCCAUGCCAUUCUCACCAUUUAUGUCCUGCGGCCCAAUUGCUCCAAAUCCGUGCGCUUCAAUAUUGUGGAUCUGGCCGGUUCGGAGGGUGUGCGGCGUACAGGCCAUGAAGGCAUUGCCCGCCAGGAGGGUGUCUACAUUAAUCACGGUCUACUCUCCAUUAACAAGGUGCUCAUGUCCAUGUCCUCUGGCCAUGCUGUUAUACCCUAUCGUGAUAGUACUCUAACCACAAUGCUACAAGAAUCGAUUAAUGCCCGCUCAUAUUUUACAUUAUUGGCCUGCAUCAGUCCCCAUACCUGCGAUCUUGCUGAGACGAAUUCGACUUUGCAUUUCGCCAAGGGGGCCAAGCGACUGAAACAACAACACAAGCGCUUCGCUGCGGCUACAAAUACAAUGCCCACGGAUUUCCGGCGACCCUUGCCCAGCUCGACGGCAAUAAAGCGCCCGAGACUUUACAACAGCAACACCAGCAACAACAGGGGUUUGUCCAGCUUCUCUUCCCCGCCAAAAAGAUUCAAAAGUACACUUGUUCGCACCCGCUCCGAGAUGGGUUUAACACCAAAGGCCAAAGAGCAUACUCGACAGGAGUUUAUUAGAAUGCGCCAGCAGCCAAUUUUAAUAGAUGUAUCGAAUUCCAUAUCGAAUGGGAUUCCAUUACCCACAUACGAGGAUUAUCUAGACCUGAAAAUGAAAAAUGAGCAACUGCAACGACAACUACAUUUACUCACACUGGAACAAGGACUGAGGCAGGCCUCGUCAGUGCCCAGCUUCGAGUGCAGUUCCACCCUUUACUCGAUAAACGAGGAGGAAUUGGAAAACAAAACUCCCGUCAUGUUUACCAGCAGUCCGACAAGUGUGUCUGGCGUAGCGCCCAUAUCAAUAAUAAGUGAUAUAACUGCAUUGGAUUCCACCAUUGUCAAUGCACCCGUCCAAGAGCAAAUUUCCGCAGAUGAAACCAUCAGAAGACCAACUUCACGACGUGCAAUUGCUCGCAAAUCAAAUUUUAUCACAUCCAAUGAUGCGUCAAUGCAAACUCGUCGCCGGAGUCAGCGCAUUGCCAUGAAAACGCAGAGUUCGCAGCGUUCAAAAGAGCUUUCAGGAAAUAUCCUGCGGCUCCUUAACAAUGGAAAUGAAAAAGAAUUGCAGCAACUACCUUUAAUUGGACCAAAAACCGCCCGCAGCAUCAUCCUGCAACGCCAAAGACUGGGAUCCUUUGUAAACUGGAAACAAAUUCAGAGCCUGCCAAUUUGGCAUGGAUCCACAUGGAAUCGCUUUGUGGCGCAUAAUUGUUUAGAUAUUGAUUAGAAAUUAAUAUAUUUUAAAUGGUAGUGUAUAAGUAAAAAAGUUUUUGUUAAUCAAACAAUUAGAUUUAGAAUUCAUUUUGUGUGCAAAAAUAAUAAUAAGAUGAAAUUAAUCAAUUGAGCCAAAACAAAUAGAUAAAAUGUAUUUAUAGAAAAUCACAAAAAUUAUUAAAAUCAAAUGUAUUGUCAAUGAUAUAAUAUUAAUUAAUUGUUUAUAAUAAUUUGUUUAAAAUAUCUA
Molecule: messenger RNA, 2201 nt
Organism: Drosophila willistoni
Lineage: Eukaryota; Metazoa; Arthropoda; Insecta; Diptera; Drosophilidae
Gene: nod
Product: kinesin-like protein Nod
Exons: 5
Coding region: 42-1967 (641 amino acids)
Biological process (GO): microtubule-based movement; mitotic spindle organization
Molecular function (GO): ATP binding; microtubule motor activity; microtubule binding
Source: RefSeq, a predicted model, not a curated record